AUGCGGUCCAUUAUGCGACUGCAGAACCUGUCUGCAAGCCGCAAAGUGGACCGCAAACAAACCAUGAAGGUUGCUGAAGGACGAAUGUACGAUGCAAAACGCCCAAAAAAGAAGAAAUUAGCCAUUAUAGAAAGACAAAAAACGUACAAGACUCCUAUUGGUACUUCUCCAUAUCGGUUAGUCUUCGGCAAAGCUUGUCAUCUACCUGUACAAUUGGAACACAAAGCCAUGUGGUCUCUAAAAAGGUUGAACUUGGAUUGGGGUGAAGCUGCAAAUUUGAGGUUGACACAACUCAAUGAAAUGGAGGAAUUCCGUUUCCAUGCAUAUGAAAGUGCAGCUGUGUAUAAGGAAAGGAUGAAAUUCGUCCAUGACAAGAAGAUCUUGAAAAGGGAGUUCAAGUCGGGUGAUUUGGUUUUUCCCUUUAACUCCAGGCUCAAAUUGUUUCCGGGCAAGCUUAAAUCCAAAUGGUCCGGUCCGUUCAAAGUAGUAAGUGUCUCUCCUUAUGGAGCUGUGGAACUGGCAUCGGAAGAUGGGUCCCGGACCUUCAAAGUAAAUGGCCAAUGCAUCAAGCAUUACCUGGGCACAGAUGGAGAAAAACACUUGGUGGAGCAGCUGGCUCUAAAAUAUGGUCUGUGUCCGACCACUGAGUGA
Nicotiana attenuata is the source of this 651-nucleotide messenger RNA. RefSeq lists its product as uncharacterized. The record is from RefSeq and is a predicted model, not a curated record. The coding region runs from base 1 to 651 and encodes 216 amino acids. The transcript is spliced from 2 exons. Lineage: Eukaryota; Viridiplantae; Streptophyta; Magnoliopsida; Solanales; Solanaceae.